Zingiber officinale is the source of this 4683-nucleotide messenger RNA. RefSeq names its product DEAD-box ATP-dependent RNA helicase FANCM-like. Lineage: Eukaryota; Viridiplantae; Streptophyta; Magnoliopsida; Zingiberales; Zingiberaceae. The coding region runs from base 76 to 4290 and encodes 1404 amino acids. Gene Ontology annotation, molecular function: four-way junction helicase activity; four-way junction DNA binding; 3'-5' DNA helicase activity. The transcript has 22 exons. The record is from RefSeq and is a predicted model, not a curated record. Gene Ontology annotation, biological process: interstrand cross-link repair; double-strand break repair via synthesis-dependent strand annealing; replication fork reversal.
GGCGCCAUUGGAGGAGACGGCAAAUAAGCUUUUGCGCAGUAGCCGAUCGGAUUCUCGCCCUAGCAAGGAAGAGCAAUGGCGGCGUCUACGCUUCCUCUGGACGACGAUGACGAUGAAUUCGAUUGGGAGGCUGCCGUUCAGGAGAUCGAAAAUGCAUGCGAGCUCGCCUCCUCGUCAGUAUCCAUCUCGAACGCGCAAGGUUUUGCUACCCCGGUUGCGAUGACAGCUCCGUCUAUUUUCCGGCCCGGUGGCGGCAAGGGCAGGCAGUCUACGCUCGAUCGAUUUAUUAUGGAUUCUGACGCCACAAAGCGUCCUAGGAUUGACAGGUCAGGUGUUCAAGCGAAGGAGGUGGAGCAGAAUCUCGUAGGCGGAGAUGAAGGGAUUUCUGUCAAGAUCGAUAUUGAAGCCGCCAAAACCUGGAUUUAUCCCGUAAAUGUGCCUCUACGUGAUUACCAGCUUUCUAUUACAAGGAUUGCUCUAUUUUCAAACACAUUAGUAGUAUUGCCAACAGGGCUUGGUAAAACUCUCAUUGCUGCUGUUGUGAUGUAUAACUACUUCAGAUGGUUUCCUGAAGGAAAAAUCGUAUUUACUGCCCCUUCACGACCUCUUGUUAUGCAACAGAUUGAAGCUUGCCAUAAUAUUGUUGGGAUACCACAGGAAUGGACAAUUGAUAUGACAGGUCAGGUGAACCCUGCUAAACGAGCAAAUUUAUGGAAAAUCAAGAGAGUAUUCUUUGUCACCCCGCAAGUGCUUGAAAAAGACAUUCAAUCAGGCAAAUGUUUGGUGAAACAACUUGUUUGUUUGGUGAUUGAUGAAGCUCACCGGGCUUUGGGAAACUAUUCAUACUGUGUAGCAGUUCGUGAGUUGAUGACAGUUCCUGUGCAGUUAAGAAUUCUAGCAUUGACAGCAACACCUGGAUCAAAACAGCCGACUAUCCAAAAUGUCAUCGAUAACUUACAUAUUUCUGCUAUGGAAUACCGUAAAGAGAGUGACCAUGAUGUAAGCCCAUAUGUGCAUAACAGGAAACUUGAAUUAAUAAAGGUUCCAAUGAGCGAGGAUGCAAGUGCAAUCAAUAAUUUGCUAUUGAAAGUUAUACAGCCAUAUUUUGCCUGGCUCUCUACCAUUGGCGUGAUGAUGCUAAGUGUAGAUGUUUCAAAAUUGAGUCCUUGUGUAUUACUUAAUUUAAGGGAUAAAUUUCGUCAAGCACCACCAACAAGCCUUCCUCCCAGCAGAUAUGGAGAAGUAGAAGGAUGCUUUGGAGUUAUGAUUACACUUUGCUACAUAGUCAAGUUGCUUUCAAGCCAUGGUAUAAAACCAGCUUAUGAUAUGCUUGAAGAAAAACUGAAGCAAGUAUCAUUUGGUCGAAUGAUGUCCAGAAAUGAAAACAUUUCCAAAGUGAUGCAUUUGAUGCAGCGGAGCUUGUCUCAUGGUGCACCAAAUCCAAAGUUAAUGAAAAUGACAGAGAUUUUGAUGGAUCAUUUCAAGAAAAAUGAUCCAAAAAAUUCAAGAGUGAUCAUCUUCUCAAAUUUCAGAGGGAGUGUCAAGGAUAUAAUGAACUGUUUAUCCAAUCUUGGUGACCUUGUUAGGGCUACUGAGUUUGUCGGUCAAAACUCAGAUAAAACACUAAAAGGACAAUCUCAAAAAAUCCAACAAGCAGUUUUACAGAAAUUUCGAAGCGGGGGAUACAAUGCAAUUGUUGCAACAUCAAUAGGCGAAGAAGGUUUAGAUAUUAUGGAAGUUGAUCUUGUUAUAUGCUUUGAUGCAAAUAUUUCACCAUUGAGAAUGAUCCAGCGCAUGGGAAGAACUGGAAGAAAGCAUGAUGGAAGAGUGGUAGUUCUAGCUUGUGAAGGACCUGAGCUCAAGGGAUACUUGAGUAAACAGUCUAGUGGAAUUGCGGUUAGGAAGCAUAUGCAUAAUGGUGGAAUUAACAGCUUCAACUUCCAUUCUAGCCCUAGAAUGGUUCCACAUAUUUAUAAGCCCGAGGUGGAAUUUGUUGAAUUGACAAUACAACAAUUUAUCCCCCGAGGGAAGACAUUCAAAGAAGAUGCCUCAAAUUCAUCCCCCCUUCUGAACAGCAUAUCAAAAGAAGAGAAUUCUCUGAUUGCUAGAUAUUUUGGUUCUUCUGGAAUUAAUACAUGGAAACCAUCUCUGAUUGCCUUCCCUGGCUUCCAGUGUUUUCCAUCUAGAAUACAUACAGUAAGACACUCAUUCAAGACAACUGCGAUGCUCAUUGAUACUAUGCAAAAUCUAGGAGAACUAUCAUUUACCAAAUCCAAGAAAGAUUUGGUCAUUGAGGACUCAAUAAAAAAUCAUUCUGAUCCUGGUAUACUCACUAAACCGAAAGCUAUGCAAGAUUCCGCUAAAGAUUGUAGUGAUGAUAAUAUUGGCAUCUCAAAAAAAUUGCUCCUUGGUGGGAUUUGUGAUGUAGAACCACCAAGUUGUGAAACUCCUCGACGAAAAGACUUGCAUGGUGUCACCAUCUGUAGACCUCAUAAUUACCUUUUUGGGGGAAAUUUCAUAUCAGUAAAUGCUUUAGGUGGUGUUUCUGUACCCUAUGUGCCUUCCCUUCCGCUUGUUCACUCUGUAAUUUCAGAUAUUCUUCAAAGCGGAAGCAAGAAAGACUUAGUUUCAGAUAAUAUUGAUGAUGCAUCUGAGAUUAUCACAAAAAAGAAUGAAGCUACAGCAACAAUGCUACAUGAUUCUUUAUGUUUAAAAAAUGCUUUAGAACUAGCAGAUGCCACUAAGUGCUCAUCUGAUCGAAUUAAUCCAGGACCUUGUUCACCUAAUGACGGUUUACAAGAAGAAUAUGAGCAAAUGGAAUUAGUAUUUCAGACACCAGUUCAUGCACAAUGUGCUAAACUUACAGAAGGAGGUGUUGCUGAGACACCCGGUGACAGUGUCAAAGAAUGUAUCUCUUUAAUGGUGGGCGAGUCUAGCAAAAACCCAAGUCCUAUGGAGCUUAGCCCUAGACUUACUCAUUUUAUUGAGGAAGGCAUUGUUCCCGAGUCACCUAUUGCUAAAUGUAAAGCGGAUAAUUCUUUUCAUGCUAGCAAGAUACCAGAAGAUGAGCUAGUUGACAUGCUUCAGAAGAAAGUCUGGGAUCACAUGGAAUCAUUUUCAACAAUGUCUCACAAUGUAUUUCAACGAGACCCACAUGAAUUCACUUCUAAUUCUACUAAUGUCGCCAAUCCUAUAGGUAAAACAGAAUCACACAAUAUCAAAGAAACUGAUAUUAACAGCAAAAGGAAAGCAUCAGCUUCCCCUUUGACAGCAGAGCAAAGUCCUAUGGCUAAUCAAUUAACUAACAGCUCUACAGAUGAUCGGCAAAUGAGCUCUGGGGCAAACUCAGUUACUCAAGCACCUAAGUAUAGAAGGUUGUGCAAGUAUGGUGACAAAAUCAAGAAGUUAUCUUGCCAAAAUUUGGCUGACAAAUACAAUUGUUCUGUUUCAAAGGACACUGGACUUACUACAUUGACUAAAUCAAAGUUGGUCAACUGUCACAAAGGUAGAAAAAAUAAGUCAAAAAGAUGCCCUGGCAACUUCAUUGAAGAGGAAGCUGAGGUAUCUGAGGAUGCACAAGUUUCUGAAGAUGAGGUAGAUGAUGAACAAAAUGAAAAAUAUGAAGACAGCUUCAUAGAUGACAGGAUAAAUCCCACUGAAGAGAACACUCAGGCAGAAAAUGGAGGUGACAUGGUCACCUUUUAUAGGCGUUCUCUUCUGACCCAAUCACCCAUGGAGAUUGUACCUAAAUGUUUGGUUGACUCAGUUUCCUCUAUAGCUAGUAAAAGUCGAAGCUAUUCUUCGGAGGGAAUUUAUAUGUCCCUUCAGACUCCCCAAAAUGGCCUACAAUCUUUAAAUGUUUCUGGUGGUGUACAUUCUGCAACCUGCCAUGCAGGUUCUAAGCAGGGUAAUCUGGUAACAAGUCGCAGUGAACAGAGUUGCAUGCUGAGAGAGACCUCAAGCAGACUGGAAGACAGAAAAAAGAAAUUAACUUUCCAGAACGCUUGUUCAAUACCAACAGAAAGCUUCCAACAAGAUAUUUCACAUUUAGAGCUCUCUGCCGUGGACUUUACACAUAACCAAGUUGGCAGUGACCUUUUCUGUGAUGACGAGUUUUAUCAGAGUAUUGAUCUUGAUGCUAUCGAGGCACAAGCUACCGAGCUCUUAAAAAACAAGUCUAGACUACCGGAAGAUGCAACACCAGCAUUGAGCCUCAACACUCCUUCAGAAAUCAAUGAAGUUCCCCAUGUGAAUCAAUUCAGUCAUCCUUCAUUUGACUUAGGAUUGUAGUUGUCUAUGUUUUUGCCUUUUCAGAUUGGAUGGUCGUUUGCACACAUCCCUCUGGGCGCUGCACAGUUCUUAGUUCUAAUUUCAAAAGUUUAUGCGGCUGGGACUUGAUUCAGGAACAGAAGUAUCAUCCAGGAUGGAAAAAUGCCUUACUGGCAAUCAAGUUGCCUUUUGACUGCCGAGCUUUAAAAGACAGCAACCAACUCUCAUCCGUGAAUGCAGCAGUGGUGUUGGUUGCGCGCAACUACAGCCAUUGAGUAAUUGGGGAAAUCAACAUGUAAUGUACAGCUUAUGCCCAGAAAAAAAGAAAAAGCAGGUGAAAUAGAAUAUUUUGUAUAUGCAUGCGCCAAUGGCUACUGGGAAAAAAAAAGGGUUUAGUAUGCUGUACUUACUGCU